Messenger RNA from Auanema sp. JU1783, 1416 nucleotides. The record is from the annotation of a GenBank genome assembly. NCBI's taxonomy places the organism in Eukaryota, Metazoa, Nematoda, Chromadorea, Rhabditida, Rhabditidae.
AUGCACCUGAGUAAGAAGAGAAGAGAAAUGGUGCAGAAACUGGAGAAUGAGGUAACUGACGUUGUUGCUCAGAAGAAUCCUCCAUCACCAAAGAGCAGAUUAGGAGUAUUGCGUAGAAACAAAAAAGCUUCAAACGCAUCUGAUCCAUUCCGGUUUGAAGGCCAAGGAGUGACGUACAAGGGAAAACUAAUUGGAGAACGUGAUGUAGAAGGAGCCAGAGGAGAUGGCAUGUGUGCCGAAGCUAUGCGAAUUGCCAAAGCCGCUGUUAAGGCUGCUGGAGCUCAUAAGACUAGAAUACAUCUUCAAAUUAACAUUGAUGGAAUCAAAAUUGUCGAUGAGAAGAGUAAUGCUGUCAUCUACAACUUCCCAGUCUCUCGUAUAUCCUUCAUUGCUCGUGAUACUAGUGAUGCUCGUGCUUUCGGUUUAGUCUUUGGUGAUACAGGAAAUAAAUACAAAUUUUAUGGAAUUAAGACUGCUCAGACUGCCGAUCAGGCCGUCUUAGCUAUUCGUGAUAUGUUCCAAGUCGUCUUUGAGAUGAAAAAGAAACAUAUUGAGCAAGUGAAGCAACAGCAAGAGAACCCAACGGAAUGUGCGGAAGCUGGGGGCGCUGCAGUUGCGGAUCUAUUGGAUUUGGAAACCGAAUUGCAUAAUAUUGAACAAGGAGUUCAACAACUUCAACAAAUUCCCACUGAUCCUUUCGGAUCGAAGCCUUUCAAUGAUCCUUUCACUGAUAGUUUUGCUAGCAAUACUUCAUCCGUUAUGAGUAAUUCUAUGAGUAUGAACAGUUUCGCCAAUACUUCCAUUCCUCAACAAGUUCCUCAGCAACAACAGAGUCUGUUUGGAUUCCAAUCUCCUGCUCAGGUGCCAAAUCAACAAGCUUGGGCCCAAACGACACCAACUGGCUUGUUGACGACACAACCUCAACAACAAACUUAUCAAACUGCAUGCUUUAACAACACUUCGCCAUUUUCGCAAACUAAUCCAUUCGCUUCUGCCGCUUACGGCAGCGAUCCAUUUUCUUCGCACAAUGCACCUCAAAUUCCCUCUCAAGCUCCAGUAGUUCCAGUAGUCGCCCCAACAUAUCAAACUUCUAUUGACUGGGGAGUCAAUGAGAAUGCUGUUCCACAAAACCAAGCCAUCAACUUUGCCUCAUUCGAUAGUUUCAGUCAACCAGCCAAGCAGGAUUAUAAAUGGGAUGAGCCAAAGGGUGUAACCUCAUUGGAGGAGGCUUUCAGCAAGCUUGUAGAUAUGGACAGCAUUGUAGGACCAACAGAAACCAAAAAGAAUCCUUUCGAUCACAUUCUUAAUCCCCCAAAGGCAACAUUGAAUUCAUUGGGCGCUCAGCGAGCCGCUCCUCAGCCAGUCAUGGUUGCUCCAUCUAACAGCGAUCCUUUUGGGGAUGAUUUCUUCCGCUAA